Exophiala xenobiotica is the source of this 1902-nucleotide messenger RNA. RefSeq lists its product as uncharacterized. Gene Ontology annotation, molecular function: zinc ion binding; sequence-specific DNA binding; DNA-binding transcription factor activity, RNA polymerase II-specific. NCBI's taxonomy places the organism in Eukaryota, Fungi, Ascomycota, Eurotiomycetes, Chaetothyriales, Herpotrichiellaceae. Bases 1 to 1902 code for a protein of 633 amino acids. The transcript has 3 exons. The record is from RefSeq and is a predicted model, not a curated record. Gene Ontology annotation, biological process: positive regulation of transcription by RNA polymerase II; DNA-templated transcription.
AUGGUGAAGAACAUCUGGGCGGACAUACCUCGCAACUACGUGUCCGACCUAGAGGUGCAGGUUGAGAAGCUGACUCAAGAAAUCCAAGAUCUGCGAGAGCGAACUCAUGCCAGGUUGACGACCGGUGGAGAUGUUACUAUUCCUGUUGAAUCAUCCUCCCAGUCCGGCCGUGAAAUAAGCAUUCUUCCUGCAGAAAGACCGCAUACAUCUGACGGAAGCUCAAGUCACUUCGACGAUUUGGUUACGAGUGUCAGGAACGUCGUCGUCGAACCUUCGAGACAGCCGCGGUUUUUAGGACAGAGCAGCGGCAUCAGUUUCGCCAGAAUGGUUAUGGCAGCGAUACAAGUCGACGCCAUCAACGCCAUUCCGUCUCCCCUGGUUCCGGAGCACCAGCCAUGCGAAACAUCUUUGUCUGCGCCAGCCAAAGCGUCUCUUCCACCGCGCCCUGUUGCAGAUCAUUUGGUGGACGUCUACUUCCAGUAUCGCACGCCGCAUCUGCCAAUCCUAGACCGCUCACAAGUGGAGGAGGCCCUUGAGAGCGUCUACCUCGCUGAUAGCGGUACCAAGCUCUCGGGUCGAGUAUUCGAAACGGACAUGUUCACCACCUACAUGAUGUUCGCCAUCGCCUUAUGCGAUGUACCUCAUUCAUCCGGCGGUCGACCAAGCCAAAGCGAAGGUUGCUUUUUCUCGGCGCUCGGUUGGGUCGAAAAGGUCCUCAGGUACUCGAAGAGUGAUCUGGAGACUCUCCGUGCUGUUCUCCUGUUGGCUCAAUUUGUCGCCCUAUUCCCUUCUCGAGGAAGCCUCUGGCAUUUGACAGGCUUCGCGCUACGCUUAUGUAUCGAUGUCGGCCUGCAUUGGGAAACCGAAGAACAAUCUCUGAAUAUGGAUCCAGACCUAUUGAACGACCGCCGGCGCUUGUGGUACUCGACUUAUCAGUUUGACCGUCUCUUGUGCAUUACGCUCGGGCGCCCUUUCGGCAUUCUCGAUGAGAGCACGCGUGUGCAGCUUCCAAAUCCAUGGAAGCGAUCUCGUCGGUGCCCCGGGCGCCAGCCCAGCGACUUUGACAUCCACACCGAACGAACUUACAACCACUUGUUCACCAUGUCAAAGCUGGAGUCAGAAAUCAAGCAUGUGCACCAUAGCCAAGUCUGGGCUUUAAAGUUGGCCUAUCCUCGGGCGAAUCACACGGCCUGGGUCCAGGACAUCCUGCCUCGUCUGCAGGAGUGGUAUGCCACGAUUCCAGAUCCUGGGAAAGCUCAUCCCUCUUCCAUCUUCGCUUCCCAGCCCUACUGGGAAGUCAUCUAUAACAACGCGCUCCUGCUGCUCUACCGGCCUCAUUCAUUGGCCCUGUACCACUCGACGGACGAACUCCUCAUCUCUUUCGAAGCCUCUUGCAAGGUGAUCGCAAGUCUCAAGGCCCUGCAGCGAGAUGGGAAAGUUGAAAUGCUUUGGAAAUCCGUCCAUCAUCUCUUCAUGGCCGGCUUGGGAGUCAUCUAUGGUCUCUGGCACUCCCAAGAAAUUCGAGACCGAAAUCCCGUUGGCAGUAGCAUUGCUACGCUUCAAUCUUGCGCAUCGACCCUUUGUGCCAUGUCAGAGACCUUCCCCGGAGCCGUGGGCUGCCGUGAUGCUUUUGAUACUCUCUCCUCUGCAACAAUUGACUGGCUAGUCACCAGGGACGUUGAGGAUGUACCCCAGAACCGUCUGGAAUUCGAGAAGCAGGUGAAAGAGGUGAUGCAACAACUGCAGCUAUCCCGUGAAGGCGCGAUGACGACAAACCCCAAUGGCACCGAUAACAUGUCAGCUAUGCUGUCAACCGAUAACUUUGAGAUUAGUGAGAUGCUCAAUUCUGCUGCGCAGUGGCCUGAGUUGGGUGAGGAGAUGGAUUUCAGUGAUAUACUGUAG